ACCACCUUUACAUUUUUUUUCGUUGACGCUUGAACUUUCACCUGCGUGCGGAGGAAGUGACGUCACACCAGGAAGUAAUGCUCGCUGCUGGCCGACAGCAGUGAACACACAACAGCAGCAGCAGCAUCCACAUUAGCAGCAACACUGGCUGGAGUUUUGUGGUUAAGCCACCGCAUGAACGUGUGAAGAGCUGAAUGUCCUCCAGCCGCUGAACAUGCCACCGAGAUGACUCACCGGUGGCUUGGACAUCUGUGAAUCCUUAAAAGAUGAGGCUUGCUUGUAAUGAUAGUUACUGUAGGAACAAACCACACUGACAUGGACAACAAACUAAAGCCAAUCAUGACUUGCUUUUUUGCACAUCACAUUCACUAAUUAAUCAAACUGCAUUCAUCAUUAGAUAGUUUUGAAUGGCUCUCAGUUAAUAACCAGUGCUGACAAUGUCACUGGGUGAGCAGUCUCAGAAGUGGUUUCCAACCCAUGUCCAAGCCACAGUUCUUCAAGCAAGCGGUUUACAACCCAAGGGCAAAAAUGGCACCAAUGAUGCCUACACUAUCAUUCAGCUGGGCAAGGAGAAGUACUCGACGUCAGUGGCAGAGAAGACACUCAGUCCAGUCUGGAGAGAAGAAGCCUCCUUUGAGUUACCUGGUCUGCUUAUGGAGGGCAACCCUGAAGUGUACGAACUCUGCCUCAUAGUGAUGCAUCGAUCCCUGGUUGGGAUGGACAAGUUUCUGGGUCAGAGGUCCAUCAAUCUCAAUGAAAUCUUUGAUAACAAGGAGAGAAAGAAAACUGACUGGUAUUCCCUGGAGUCCAAGCCGGGAAAGAAGAGGAAAGAACGAGGCCGCAUCCAAGUCAGCAUCCAGUUCAUGAGGAACAACAUGACGGCCAGCAUGUUUGACCUCUCCAUAAAGGAAAAGCCACGCUCGCCUUUCUCUAAGCUUAAAGACAAAAUGAAAGGUCGUAAACAUGACAGCGGCUUCGGUGACACGUCUUCAGCCAUCUUGCCUCGCUCUGCCGCAUGUGACUUGGAGCCCAGCCAUCAGUCGUUUGCUCCAGACCUACAAACUGAGCCUGAAACAAAGGUCAAGAGACCACUACUGGCAGGGGCCCAUAAACUCUCUGCGGCCCAUUCCAUGUCAGAUCUCAUUGGGACGCACUCCCGACCCAAACAGGACUCUAUAAAUUCAAUGGAAGAAAGUGGGAGUACAGGUGGACCUCACAGGCGUUCCCAGAGCGAGAUGCCAGGCUAUCAGGACGGCGAGGCACACAGUGACCCUUUUACUGAUAUCAGUGACACCCUGCCACAGAAGUAUGCCACGCUCCCACGCAACCGCAACCCAUUUGAGGGGGAGCAAGGGCAGCUGUGGGACCGUACAGAGCGGAAGGAGAAAAAAGAGAAGGUCAGCCUAUUGGAACGCGUGACAGGAAAGAAGGAAGGCCGCAAGACCAGCAACGGGGGCCGAUCAGGCAGCUCUGGAGACCUGCGUUCCCCCAACCCCUUUAGCGGCGAAUCAAAAGCAGACACUAACCCGUUCAGCUCCAACUACAAAGUCCGUGAUAAAAAGUCAACAGGAAAAGAAGACAUCACCUUUGGCCAGAAGAAGAAGGACGUAUACGUUAAGAAAAAAGAGCUGACAAAGGAGAGUGUGGCGGCCUAUAGCAACUUGUCCUUUGAGGAAGUUGUGCAGGAACUAAUCAAGCAGAAAGAAGUGGUGAAAAAGAAAGACGCCCACAUCAGGGAGCUGGAAGACUACAUCGACAACCUCCUAGUCCGCGUCAUGGAGGAAACGCCAAGCAUUCUGCGGACACCAUAUGAGCCAAAAAAGAAGGCGGGUAAACUUAAUAAAAAAUAGUAAGAAGCCAAGAAACAUGAGGAUAAAAAUUUACAAGUAAAGUUUAAGUGGUAGCUUAUGUAUCAGUAUCAUAUGGUAAAAUAACUGGGAAUAAAUGGGAUUGAUCAAGGCCAAAAUUUAUGAUUGAGCUAUGUUCUAACAUUUUUACUCGAUGGAGGUGGUUCUUAAAUACUUUUUCAAAAGGUUUUGGUUAUUUUAGUUCUUUUAGUUUCUUCCCCUCUUUGUUUGACAUUCCUAUACAUCCAUUUUCAAAACUCUGGAUACUUGCAGUUUAUUUUUAGGUACUUAAACAGGAUAUCUGGUAUUCAUCAGCUAAUUCAAAUCAACUCAAAUCCAUAUUUUGUGACAAAGAUGAAGCUUAGCUGUAUUGAAUGCACUUGUGAACCUACAGAGGUCUGUUGCACACAGCUGCUAUCAUCUGUCCAGAGGCUCUUAAGGUGCAGCCAAAUUCAUGUUUACCAAAUGUAGCUGUAGUUGUGUGCUGUUUGCUGAAAGACGGUCGAGUGGUUGCGAAGAAAGCUUUAGGUGCUGUGUUUAUACUCGAGCAAAACUCUUAAACACAAUGCCUAAAAUACUGCGCACAUUUAGCAGAGGCAGUGUUGAUUUUGUUGCAAGUCUCCUAUUCUGAGGCUCUUGGCUGCAAAUGUGCAUGAACUCUGCUCUCCUGAGUGAUUUAUACGGAUUCUUAGAAAGAGAGUUAUGAUGAGAAGUUGCUGGACAGUAUCUGGUUUCUCUCUAGCUUACUGACUCAUGUUCUUCUUUUCAAAGAACAAAUGUACAUCCCUUUUAUUGUUUGCUGACUUUACAUUCUUUAUUUUAUCUGUGACGACUAUCAAAUAACUUUCUUGGACCGAGGAUCUCAUGUUCACUUGUUGAAGGUAAUCGUUUUUACUUAAGCUUUAAGUGCAAUAAUCAUGACCUAAGCAUUUUGUGUUAUAUAUUCUGCUGGAAAUGCUCUUGUUUACAUUUCAAUCACAUCUCUUAAUAUUGAUUUGAUUCUUUAGAAAAGCUUGGGAGUUCUUUGUUACAGCCUACAUUGAUUUACAUGCCUUCAUUUCCUCCAAAUACAGUUUUAGCUGAAGAUUGUACUUAUGGUACAGAGUGGCACUUGCAUAUCUUCUAAACAAGCAUUUACACAUGAAUAUUAUUUUGAAUGUAUUUGUAAUGUACGCUACAAUACCCCAAUCCCCCCUCUCUCACAACCUGUUCUACUGUAACAAUACUUUAUAGUUAGUAUAAAUCUAAAAAGAAGCAUUUUCAUAUGUUAUGGACUUACAGAUACACUUUUUUUAUAUGUUAUUCACAUAAGCAUUCGUAUGUUUACUGUUACUGAAAAUCUUAUAACAGCGCCAUAGUGUACCGCUAUUUGUUUUUUCCAUUACCAAAAAAGUCCAAAUUCAUAUUGAUGAAAGUCUUUGCCAAGCAUCACCCAUAGCACUGACAGUCUAUAUUAUGUUCCCUGUCCUCAUUUCACAGUUUAGUGUCAUCUCAUACAUCGCGUCAAUCUGUGAUGCUAAUGCCAUAACAACAUAUGUUGUUUCCAUGUUAAACAGCACUUUGUUAUUUUGUUUCAGUUACUACUGAACUAAUGUUAUGCUGACCUAUGGAGCAGCUGUGGAAUCACACUACUGGUACUAAAAUGAGCUACAUGACUAUCUUUUUAGGUUUUGGUCUCACAAAGAGGCCGUUCCUUGUCCAUGUUCAACAAUAGAAUAGUCAUUUAGUGAUGUUUGGGGUUUACAUUUUGAAUUUGUUUAUUUUUUACUUCCUGGAAAGCAGCUUCAUGAACAGUGUUAAAUAUGCUUUGUAUUAUCACAGUUACUGUCCUUUACUGAAAAUUGCGCACCAUUUUUAAUGAUAUAUCUACAAUCUCUAUUAGAUGAUGAUCAUUCUUGUCCUGUUGCUGGUAUUAAUUCUGCUUUUUAAUCUGUUUAGUAAUUACUUUCCAAUCUAAAGUCUUCUGACCUUUACACUGUAUGAUACAAAAUCACAGGUGAGAGAAAGUGCUACGCUUUUUCUAUAGAAUGUCAACAGUCAGAAACAACUCGAUUUCCUUUUUUAUGAAUGUUGCACCAAUGAGAAACACAUAUUGUCUUGUGCCGAUUAUUAUAAUUUUCUGCUGCUGCGAUAGAAGUUAUUUCCUCUGAAGGUACGUCAUCUCUUUUCUGCACUUGAAUCCUAAAUCUCGUCACUGAAUGUAUUCUGGUAGGGUUUGAAACGCGUCAUUUUGAAAUGUAUAAUAUACAGUUCAAUAAUCAGGCCAAUUGAACCCUGCUUGCCUUUGAAGUAUUUGGUGUAUCCAAAGAGAUCAUUUCAUGGGUGAUUUUCUUUUUCUUUCUUAGUUCUUCGUUUUGUCAGACAAAACUUUCCUCUGGACAUGAAGUUUCUGUCCAUACAUUUUAUGCGAUGAUGUGACAUAAAUGCUGGGGAAAUUCCCUUGUACUGGAAAAAGAUAAUUUGAUCUGCACAUAUUUUUUGUAAAGCCAAAAAGGUUUGAAUCAGUUUGUAAAACCCUGAGUAUUAUGAUACUAAUUAAGAAGAUAUGUGGACACGAAUCUGUUUUCCAUUGUAGAAAGACUUCUCACUGAAUGCCUUCCUCCGUGUGUUGAAGUGUAAACUGUCUUAUGUUACAGGCUUUAACAACUGCUUCAACUAGUCUGUUUUUUUUUUAUUGUUAACCAUGGACCUUGCUGAGCUCUUCAUACUUGGCUACAUGGAGUGUAGUUACCUCACCUACCUUGACUUCUUGCACACUGUUAAACGUUUGAAAAUGUGCUUCCUGGGGAUUUAUUCUGAUUAUUCAAACGUCAUUUAAUUGAAAUUUCAAAAGUUGGAAUAAAAGUGUUUGCCACUGA
Messenger RNA from Paralichthys olivaceus (Japanese flounder), 4705 nucleotides. RefSeq names its product rab11 family-interacting protein 2. Gene Ontology annotation, biological process: regulated exocytosis. Gene Ontology annotation, cellular component: phagocytic cup; endosome. The record is from RefSeq and is a predicted model, not a curated record. NCBI's taxonomy places the organism in Eukaryota, Metazoa, Chordata, Actinopteri, Pleuronectiformes, Paralichthyidae. Gene Ontology annotation, molecular function: small GTPase binding.